This is a messenger RNA of Ogataea polymorpha, 516 nucleotides long. RefSeq lists its product as uncharacterized. The annotation marks the transcript as partial. Lineage: Eukaryota; Fungi; Ascomycota; Pichiomycetes; Pichiales; Pichiaceae. The transcript has a single exon. The record is from RefSeq and is a predicted model, not a curated record.
UUCACCACGUCCAUGGAUCUCGUGAAAAGAGGGCUCUAUGACGACCGAUUCAGACUCAAGUCCGGCCAGAUCGCGACCAACACCAUGAUUCUCGGCGCAGAGAUGCACCAGGAAAAGUUCGAACGAAUCCUGGGUCAACUGCGUGAGACAGCAGACUACCCAGACCCCGGUCUGAACCCGUGCGAUCUGCCGUACGAGCGGAUGGUCCUGGUGCAGCUAGACGGGUACAUUCACAGCUACAGAAACGAAAUAGAGAUGAAAAAGACGCGAUUGAAGCUGCUCACGCCCGACAUGAUCAAGCAGGAGCUGCCGUCCGACGCGAAUCUACGCGACUUUCUCAGGCGCAUACAACAGCAUGUGCCUCGAAGUCUGCGCGAGCCGAUGGAACAGCGGUAUAAGCUAUCGGAGCUGCUGAGAACCAAGCGAAAAGUAGAGCCUGAAAACUCGGAAAAGGAGAUACAGGAGAGCAAGCGGGCCGUUCGUCCUCUUAAACCUCACACCCCCAAUUUUGUCGAC